CAUUCUAGAACAGGAAGUGAGUGUGUGACUUGCUGCGCUGUGACUCUUCAUUCUGAUGGCUAAGAAAGUGUUGACGUUUGUUCGUCAAAGUUAAGAUCUCUGUACAUACGAGCGCACAGCGGACAUGGCCUCAGACCCUGUGGUUUAAGAGUGCUCUGGAGUCUCAUCUUCCACCCUGCCAGGCUUCAGGCUCCCACUGUGGAUCACUACAUGAGUCACUGUACCACAUAGAGCUGGGCCCUGACGAGUUCCGUGAUGGGGAACAUAUUGAAGGGAGAGGACGAAAAUAAAUCCAAUAUGGACAACAAUGACAGCACCCUGAGGGAUUCUGAGGAUGAAAUCCUCAUCGUGCUCCAAGACUACCCAUCUCCAGAUGUCAGCGAGCCCCUCUUCAGGAUGGGAGAGAAGCUCAAGGCCGUUUCUCAAGAAGUCGGUUGGUGGAGAGUCCAGUCUGGCCCACCAGGAAGUGAAAACUAUAUUCCUAACAACUAUGUAGCAAAGGUGUAUCAUGGUUGGCUGUUUGAGGGAGUAAUGAGACGGAAGGCAGAAGAGCUGCUCCAGCUCCCUGGACACAGACUGGGCUCCUUCAUGGUCAGAGAGAGCAUCAAAGACAAAGGUGUGUACUCCCUGUCAGUGAAGCACAGGUCCAUAAAGCACUACAAGGUCCUGCGACUGGACAACAGCUGGUACUACAUCUCACCGAGGCUCACUUUCCAGUGCCUGGAGGAUAUGGUUAACCAUUACUCUGACUCAGCAGAUGGCCUGUGCUGUGUCCUCACCACCCCGUGUCUGUCUGGGAACGCCUCCACCCUGGAAGGCCCCCCACAGGCGCCCCCGGUGGUCAUGAGGCGCCACUUUGACUGGAAGAAAGUAGACAGAAAAGAGCUGGUGAGCUUAGAGAACCCCGGUAGCCCGGACAACAAGGACGCCAUGGUGAGCUAUGGCGUUCGGAACAGCAUGGCCUCCUACCUGUCCCUGACGGGGGCCCUCGACCCCGCGGAGAAGAAGAAGAGCCGGAAGAAAAAGAGCAAGUCUCUCUACGUUCUCCCCAACGGUACUCUGGACAACAUGGACUAUGACUUCUAGACAGAAGGAGCAGGGUCUGGAGCAGGGAGCUUACAAACCUAUUUAUCCAUGUGGAGUGGAGCCAGAAAUACGUGUCAGAGUUGAGUUGACACAUAUUUGAAGAUUUGAAGAGUCCCCUGAGAUGAUCUGAAACUAAACAGUGACAUUUGAAUCUGUACUGAAACAACUGGUUUAGGGUUAUUUUCUUAUGUAGGCUUCUUCACUUUUGAACAAGGAUAUCAGACAGGGGUAUAGACAGCCCUGCUGCUGUGAAACCCACAGGG
Molecule: messenger RNA, 1349 nt
Organism: Hypomesus transpacificus
Lineage: Eukaryota; Metazoa; Chordata; Actinopteri; Osmeriformes; Osmeridae
Gene: sla1a
Product: Src like adaptor 1a
Exons: 8
Coding region: 256-1086 (276 amino acids)
Molecular function (GO): protein binding
Source: RefSeq, a predicted model, not a curated record